AUGCCGUACUUUGCAUUGGGUAAUGGGAAGACCAUCAUGUUAAACACAACCCUGGUGAACGCUGGAGAUGAUGCCUUCCUCCCCAGGCUCCAGCUAAAUUUCCCCUCCAACCUGCAGUACAUCAAAGUGCUUGAUGCAGUAUGUGUUUGAUUGAUUUAUUGAUUACCCAAAGUAGCAGUUAUUACAUUUCUCACAUGCUCACCAAUGUAAUUUAGACGAUGUUGCACUGCAAUUCUAAGAAACACGCAAAAUCCUGUGAAAAAGCAGAAGAAUCUAUGCGCUCUUGGAUUGAAAUAAAUUACACACACAAUCCCAUUAUCUGUUAUUAUUUUCAGGAGGAGAAGUAUGUGAGCUGUGACAUUUCAGAGGAGAACAAGACAAUAGUAGGAAUGGACUGCAGUGUUGGGAACCUGUACUUCAGCUCUGGAGCCAAGGUACUGUAGGCACAACACUCAAACAUACUCCAAACUUACUCUAAUGUUACUCCAGCCUUACUCUAAUGUUACUCCAACCUUACUCUAAUGUUACUCCAGCCUUACUCUAAUGUUACCCCAGCCUUAGUAUAAUGUUACUCCAACCUUACUCUAAUGUUACUCCAGCCUUCUCUAAUGUUACUCCAGCCUUACUCUGUUACUCCAGCCUUACUCUGUUACUCCAGCCUUACUCUAAUGUUACUCCAACCUUACUCUAAUGUUACUCCAGCCUUCUAUAAUGUUACUCCAGCCUUACUCUGUUACUCCAGCCUUACUCUAAUGUUACUCCAACCUUACUCUAAUGUUACUCCAGCCUUACUCUAAUGUUACUCCAGCCUUACUCUAAUGUUACUCCAACCUUACUCUAAUGUUCCUCCAGCCGUACUCUGAUGUUACUCCAACCUUACACUAAUGCUACUCUAACAUUACUCCAAGGUUACUCCAACAUUACUCAAAUUUUACUCCCAUGUUACUCCAAUUUUACUCUAUUAAUCUGGGUCUGGAUACUUUCACUGGAUACUUUAACUAAUUACCCCACUGGGCACAAACAUAAUAAUAAUAAUAAUAAUAAUAAUAUGCCAUUUAGCAGACGCUUUUAUCCAAAGCGACUUACAGUCAUGCGUGCAUACAUGUUUGUGUAUGGGUGGUCCCGGGUAUCGAACCCACUACCUUGGCGUUACAAGCGCCGUGCUCUACUAGCUGAGCUACAGAGGACCAUCCAAAAGACAUCAAUUCAACGUCAUGGUUGGGAAGGUUACUUUCUUAAUGUAAUCUGUUACAGUUACUAGUUACUUGUCCAAAAUUGUAAUCAGUAACGUAACUUUUGGAUUACCCAAACUCAGUAACGUAAUCUGAUUACUUUCAGUUACUUUUAGAUUACCGUCCCCUUAAGAGGCAUUAGAAGACCAAAAGGACCUAUCAAACACAUUUAGUGUGUCAUCAUAGUGGUCUCUGACUUGUGGUCAGACUCGAUCAGGUGAAACAAACUUAAACUUGCACCUUUUUUUCAAUGCUGAAUUGAAUGUCAUUGAGAAAACAGAAAGGUGUAUUUAAAAGUAACCCAAGAAACAAUCAUCAAGUUUUUAAAAAAGUAUCUGUAAUCUGAUUGCAAUAUUUUUGCUGGUAAGGUAACUAACUGAUUACAGUUUUUUUGUAAUCAGAUUGCCCUGUUCAAUGUCUAUUCCAUGUUGGUUCAACGUAAUUUUACUGAAAUGGCGUGGAAACAACGUUGAUUCAACCAGUGUGUGCCCAGUGGGGAUCCAGACCCAUAUCUUCUGUUUGCUGCCAAUGCUGCUGCUGUUUUAAAGGCAGCGUUUUAUAAACUACUGUUUAAAAGGGUAAUGUCUUGCUUGAUAGCUAAUCAGAAUUUCUGUAUUUUCUGCAGGUGAACAUCAGCUUUCUGUUGGAUGUAAACCAGAGUAGCAGUGCUGGUGACAUUAGCAUCUCCAUCAACACUAGUGGGUAAGUACAGACCCAUAAAAGAAAGAUAGAUACCUGCACACUGAAUCCGCCUGCAGUGUUAUUGAGUGCAAUGUUUUGACCCUAGGUCUUUGUCAUAAUCUUUAUUUUAUGACAUUUGCAAGUAACCAGAUCUGCUUACACUACUUCUGACCUUAGCACAGACCCCCUAACCCCCGAAAGCAAUCUUUCUCCAAAAGACAUGAAAUAAUCGAAUGGCACGUUUUUUAAACUGCCGUCUUGUUACACCGUCGGUGACGUCUUGCUACUGGCCAGCCUUAUUAAACCAAACAGGCAAACAGCGGAUCGUAAAACAGCCCAAUGAGACACUGAGUGUACAAAACAUUAGGAACACCUGCUCUUUCCAUGACAUAGACUGACCAGGUGAAUCCAGGUGAAAGCUAUGAUCCCUUAUUGAUGUCACCUUUUCAAUCCACUUUAAUCAAUGCAGGUAAAAACAUUAUUUUCAAGCCUUGAGACAAUUGAGACAUGGAUUGUGUAUAUGUGCCAUUCAGAGGUUGAAUGGGCAAGACAAAAGAUUUAAGUGUCUUUGAACAGGGUAUGAUAGUAGGUGCCAGGCACACCGGUUUGAGUGUGUCAAGAACUGCAAUGCUGCUGGGUUUUUCACACUCAACAGUUUCCUGUGUGUAUCAAGAAUGGUCCACCACCCAAAGGACAUUCAGCCAAUUUGACACAACUGUGGGAAGCAUUGGAGUCAACAUGGGCCAGCAUCCCUGUGGAACGCUUUCGACACCUUGUCCAUGCCCCGACGAAUUGAGGCUGUUCUGAGGGCAAAAGGGUUAGAACUAAAUAUUAGAAAGGUGUUCCUAAUGUUUUGUACACUCAGUGUAUGUGUUUGUUCUGUUGCUAGGAGAACAGGAAGCACAUCCCCAGUAAGCUGAAUCAUUCCAAUCAGAGGGUGCUGCAGGUUCCCUCUUUUGGUUUCCUCCUGUAGUUGUUUCAUAGUUGUGUGAUUGAGAAGAACUUCCGGCGCAUGUUUUGUCGUUUGGGUAAAGAAAGGCUUUGGAAUGUUUGACUGUUCCAGAACACUCUAAAACACUCCAUGUUCAUUUCUGGUAACACUUAACUGGAGAUAUUCCUUGAGUUUUAUUCAAAGACCAUACAUAUGAAGUUACUACCUGUCUUCAUACAUAUUUUGAAAUGGACGACUUACCAACAUGUGAAUUAGAUCUGUAGCUGUAAUAAAACCACCAGGGGCGUCAUGCACCCAUUAUUUUAGAGGGGGCUUGAAGUACGGGAAGGGGGGACGGAGGGUCAGGGGUGGUCAGAGAAUUUCGUAAUUUUCAAACAGCUGAAACAGCUUUUUCCUGCAAUCUAGAGCCAUAAUCAUUAUGCCUAGUUUUAUGUCAAAAAUAUGUAUAUUUUUCUGCAUAGGUUAUCUAAGCAUACUUCUUUCCCUGUUCAAUUGUCAUUUUAUUUAAUGAGGCACAUAGAUUUUUUAAGAACCUUUAUGCCUUAGGGGUUUAGUACAACUGCCACAUUGGUAUAUAGUAUCAUAACCCAAUAAUUAAUAAAGCAAUUUUAUUAUAUUCUAAAGUCUAGCAACCUUGCCAGCAGGCAUGCCAGCUAAGAUAGUUAGACUAGCUACUCUAACAUGAUUGAUAGCCUGAAAUGGCUUGGUAGCUAGUUAUGAGAUUGGGACAUUUUAUUUUUAUUUAUUCAUCAAGAAGGAAUCAAUAGGCUACAUGGCUUGAUCAAAUUCAUUUACAAACAUACCUCCUGGGAGUCCUGCCCAUCACCGGCAGCUAAAAUGAAAUCAAACGCUGUGUGUGACACUCUCCUCCUCCACUGGCAACACUGUCUGCAUGUAUGUCUUUGCUCCAUGGUGGACCUUGGAAUGAACCACUUACUGGGGGGGUACUCUUUGCCUGGUCUAGUCAGUGUGCCCCCUCCACAAAAUACCACUGACAAAUCCUUUUAUAAAUAAGUUUAGUCAUUACUUUAACAUCUUAACAUUUUAAAAACAGGACAGAUCUGAGGGGGCAUGUGCCCUUGUGCCCCUGUGGGCAUGACGCCUCUGAAAACCAUCUUCAAGUAUCAUGUAAUGUGUGAAGGUAUGCUUUGGCCCCUCACCGUGAGAAAUACUUGGAAUGUGAAGUUCUGCAACGUAUGAUGUUUGGAAAUUCUUUGGCUUUGAGUUGAAUUCCUUUAACAGUAUAAUGGCAUUGGCUGUGCUUAAGUGCAAGAUACAUUGUCAUGUUUUGUUUUUCAAUAUAUCAAAUUGAUUAAUAUGAAAUGUAAUCCAAAUAGAUAAUUUCUUAUUUUAUUCUGACAUUGUCUUUUCUAGAGACAAUUAUGAAAAUGUGGAUCUUCUGCAUGACAACUCAGCCACUCUGAUGUUACCAUUGAGAUAUGGCGUGGAUGUCAGCGUCCAUGGGUAAGACAUUUAUUUACAGUAACAAAGACAGUUCUUCAUUCUUCAUUGACAGUAUAUAUAAACAUUUAUUCUUGUACUUCAUAAGCUAAUUAGUGCUCUCCCUUGCAGGUUUGUGACUCCAACAUCCUUUGUAUUUGGUGACCAGGAGCCUACUCCAGUUGAUUGCUACACAGAGACAUUCAACUACACUUACAAGGUAUGUACUGUAAAUAAAUAAAUAAAUAAAUAAAUAAUAUGCCAUUUAGCAGACGCUUUUAUCCAAAGCGACUUACAGUCAUGCGUGCAUACAUUUUUUGUGUAUGGGGUGGUCCCGGGGAUCGAACCCACUACCUUGGCGUUACAAGCGCCGUGCUCUACCAGCUGAGCUACAGAGGACCACCGUAGAGAUACAAUAUAACAUUGUUUUAUAACAGAAACUGAUGUAAUCACUACAGCCUAGUUGGAGUAUUUGAAUGACUGACUGACUUUAUACUGACAUAUUGUAUCUGUGUGCCUUGACAGGUUGUCAAUAUCGGUCCAAGCAAAUCUCUCAACACAAAAGUUGAGAUUGAUAUUCCCAAGAUACUAUCACCGUAUCCAUACAGAUUACUCCACAUUGUAGAUUUUCAGGUAAGUGUGUGACUGAUUGAUGAAACAUACAGCCCUUAGCCGUGGUAUAUUGGCCAUACCCUGAGGUGCCUUAUUGCUAUUAUAAACUGGUUACCAACGUAAUUAGACCAUUAAAUAGUAAUUUCUUGUCAUACACAUGGGUUGUUUGAGCCCUGAAUGCUAAUUGGCUGACAGCCAUGGUAUAUCAGACCGUAUACCACGGGUAUGACAAAACACAUAUUUUUACUGCUCUAAUUACGUUGGUAAACAGUUUAUAAUAGCAAUAAGGCACCUCGGGGGUUUGUGAUAUAUGGCCAAUAUACCUCGACUAAGGGCAGUGUCCAGGCACUCCGUGUCGCGCCGUGCAAAAGAACAGCCCUUAGCCGUGGUAUAUUGGCCAUAUACCACACCCCCUCGGGCAUUAUUGCUUAAAUAUACCAUGGCUUUCAGCUAAUCAGCAUUCAGGGCUCGAACCACCCUGUUUAUAAUGACCAAUAUCUAACUUAUUUUCUUUCCUCAUCUGUUAGACCUCUCUUGGAGAAUGCUCCAUUAAAAACGGCUCUAUCACAGUAGAAGAUGAUUGUGAGGUGCCACGAUCGUCUUUAAUCAAGGAACUGGUCUUCUUCUUCUCCAAAACCAGCAAACGCAAAAUGGUAGAUACCCCCCUCUCCUACUCCUAUAAUGUAUAUAGUUACAGUAUGUAGCAGGGUUUUUUGUAGCAGGUCAAUUCCAUAUUGAUGCAGUCAUUUCAGAAAGUUAAUUAAUUGGAAUUCUACUUCUAAUUUUCCUCUCAUCUUUUCAAUGAGGAAAAUUUGAAUUUUAGUUUACUUCCUGAGUUGACUGACUUGAAAUGGAAUUGGCCCUAACCCUAUUAUGUAGCAGUGCCGUAUUCCACUGAUGUUGAUGUUUUAAAAUGAAAUCACAAUAGUGUUGUUUCUCUCCAUAGUUCUGUGCUCACGGAGACGACCUGUGCCUGAUUCUGGAGUGUAGACUAGGAGACAUGGACAUUGGGAAAGAAGCCACCAUUCACAUGGAAGUGAAGCUGAACCCCACCGUUCUACAACUCUCACCGGUAAACACUUCACUAAUGCUACACUUUCAAAUCUUUUAAAAUGGCAACAGGAGUCAGAAUUUCUUCAUUGAGGAUAUUAAAGUGUUCUAAUGUAAUCAAAUCUAAUCUUCCCCUCCCUCUCCUCAGGGUCGUCAUGGAGUGAUGCUGAUAGAGAGUACUGGCAUCAUCACAUCACCAAGGGAGGACCCUCAUACCAUCCUAUUACAGCAGAUCCCUAUCGCUCAGGUAAGAUAUGAUAGACCUAUAGGGUAGUGAUACAUUGGCCUUAUACAGUAAUCUUUUGGAGGAUACCAUGUCACUGUUCCACAAUGGAGAUCACUCAAGUCCAUGUCAAGUCCAAGUCCAUGCACUUGACACAUUUAUGAAAUUGCUUAUUCCAGUUACUAAAAUUGUUUUUCCAGUAAAAACUGUUAAAUCCGCUUGGAUUGAUGAGGAAUUGAACAAUGUUAUGGUUGAGAGUGAUGAGGCAAAAGGUAUGGCAAAUAAGUCUAGCAGCACAACUGAUUGGCAAACGUACUGCAAAUUGAGAAAUCAUGUGACUAAACUGAAUAAAAAGAAGAAUAAACUAUACUAUGAAACAAAGAUAAAUGAUAUCAAGAAUGAUAGUAAAAAGCUUUGGAGCACCUUAAAUUAAAUGUUGGGCAAAAAGGCAAACUCAGCUCCAUCAUUCAUUGAAUCAGAUCGCUCAUUCAUCACAAAACCCACUGAUAUUGCCUACUUAUGAUUUUUUCAUUGGCAAGAUUAGCAAAUUUAGGCAUGACAUGCCAGCAACAAACACUGACACUACACAUCCAAGUAAGGAAGCCUCACCAACAUAAUCCAGGUAGAAUCAGGAAUUCCCCAGGGCAGCUGUCUAGGCCCCUUACUUUUUUCAAUCUUUACUAAUGACAUGCCACUGGCUUUGAGUAAAGCCAGUGUGUCUAUGUAUGCGGAUGACUCAACACUAUUCACGUCAGCUACUACAGUGACUGAAAUGACUGCAACACUUAACAAAGAGCUGCAGUUAGUUUCAGAAUGGGUGGCAAGGAAUAAGUUAGUCCUAAAUAUUUCAAAAACUAAAAGCAUUGUAUUUGGGACAAAUCAUUCACUAAACCCUAAACCUCAACUAAAUCUUGUAAUGAAUAAUGUGGAAAUUGAGCAAGUUGAGGUGACUAAACUGCUUGGAGUAACCCUGAAUUGUAAACUGUCAUGGUCAAAACAUAUUGAUACAACAGUAGCUAAGAUGGGGAGAAGUCUGACCAUAAUAAAGUGUUGCUCUGCCUUCUUAACAGCACUAUCAACAAGGCAGGUCCUACAGGCCCUAGUUUUGUCGCACCUGGACUACUGUUCAGUCGUGUGGUCAGGUGCCACAAAGAGGGACUUGGGAAAAUUGCAAUUGGCUCAGAACAGGGCAGCACGGCUGGCCCUUGGAUGUACACAGAGAGCUAACAUUAAUAAUUUGCAUGUCAAUCUCUCCUGGCUCAAAGUGGAGGAGAGAUUGACUUCAUCAUUACUUGUAUUUGUGAGAGGUAUUGACAUGUUGAAUGCACCGAGCUGUCUGGACAUCCAUGCAUACCCCACAAGACAUGCCACCAGAGGUCUCUUCACAGUCCCCAAGUCCAGAUCAGACUAUGGGAGGCGCACAGUACUACAUAGAGCCAUGACUACAUGGAACUCUAUUCCACAUCAAGUAACUCAUGCAAGCAGUACAAUUAGAUUUAAAAAACAGAUAAAAAUACACCUUAUGGAACAGCUGGGACUGUGAACAGACACAAACACAGGCACAGACACAUGCAUACACACACACGAUAACAUAUGCACUAUACACACACAUACACAUGGAUUUUGUGUUGUAGAUAUGUGGUAGUAGAGUAGUGGCCUGAGGGCACACACUUAAUGUGUGGUGAAACCUGUUGUGAAUGUAUUGAAAUGUUUUUAAAAUUGUAUAACUGCCUUAAUUUUGCUGGACCCCAUGGGGAUCCAUAAUAAAUACAAAUACAAAUGUCCUGGUAGGGUUAAGAAGUGUCAGGAAAUUGCCUGUGUAACCUCUGAGUGCCUUACUAUUAUAAAACGCUGGAAUCUACAGUGUCCAUAGUAGGACAGUGGUGGAAAUGACAGGACAUUUCCAACCUUGUCUGAUGUUCCAGGUCAUAGAUGUACAAUGUAAUACUAGUGCACUGUAUUAAUGUUCUGUUUAAUUCUGAUGUUCCAGGUUGUGUUGGAGGCCCACUUCAACCAGAAGCCUCAGGCAGCAGUGGAGGUGUUCAUCAUUGUAGGGAGUCUACUGGUGGGGCUCCUGAUCCUGACCCUGCUCAUCUUCGCCCUCUGGAAGGUCAGGACGACACCUUCAGCUUUAGCUUUUACACUACACACAAAACGGCAUACAAACACACUGCAAAAGAAGCAAAGCAUUAUUUUCCCUCUCCUCAUCUGAAACUGAACCUUGUUCUUUCAUUCGCAGGCUGGUUUCUUUAAGAGGCAGUUUAAGGAGGAGAUCAGGAGGGAUAGCUGGGACUAUGUACCAAAGAGUGAGAAGACUGAGAGUACAUCCUAA
This is a messenger RNA of Coregonus sp. 'balchen', 8522 nucleotides long. The record is from the annotation of a GenBank genome assembly. NCBI's taxonomy places the organism in Eukaryota, Metazoa, Chordata, Actinopteri, Salmoniformes, Salmonidae.